AUGGAAGACGAGGCAUCGACCACAGAGCACAGGGACCUGGUUCAAAGGACAGAGCACAGGGACCUGGUUCAGAGCACAGAGCACAGGGACCUGGUUCAGAGCACAGAGCACAGGGACCUGGUUCAGAGCACAGACCACAGGGACCUGAUUCAGAGGACAGACCACAGGGACCUGAUUCAGAGGACAGACCACAGGGACCUGAUUCAGAGCACAGACCACAGGGACCUGGUUCAGAGCACAGAGCACAGGGACCUGAUUCAGAGAACAGACCACAGGGACCUGAUUCAGAGGACAGACCACAGGGACCUGAUUCAGAGGACAGACCACAGGGACCUGAUUCAGAGCACAGACCACAGGGACCCGGAAACUGAUCAUCGGCAAAGCGGCCGAGGCUCUGACGACAUCUCCGGCGCCGAGUUGAGAAACGAUUCAGACGAGGCUCCGCGACUGUGGAACAAACAACUUCAGAAACUGAAAAGCCAGAUUGUGACUGAGCUGCAGGUCCAGCUCAGUGACAUCGUGGAGCGAGUGCUGUCCGAGUCUCUUCCAGCUUCCUCCCAAAUCCAGCCUCAUCAGAACGGGAAGACGGCACCAGUCGCCAGAACAGAGAGAAAAGAUGUGGGGAAAGUGUUUAUGCACAGAAUGUCCCUUUUGGAUGAAUUGUUUGAAAUCAGCCACAUACGGACGAUCUACCACAUGUUUCUGGCCAUUUUCCUUCUCUUCAGUGCGAGCACUUUGAUUGUUGACUACCUCGAGCAUGGAAGGUUGGUGCUGGAGUUCGACCUGCUGUUCUACGCCUUUGGGCAGCUGAGCACCGUCACCUGGGCCUGGACCCUGAUGUUCCUCUACACUUUACUAGUUCCGUAUCAGCUGCUGGUGUCAUGGGGCUCGUUGUACCACGCGUCCACCUCAAAGCUGCCCCUCUCUCUGGGCUUUGGUCUGGUCCUGUUCGCCCUGCAGAGCUGUGUCCUGGGACUUUUUCCGGUCUACGUGGUCGUGCACAACCAGCUGCCGCCUGCAUCUCGCUUCAUAGUCAUCCUGGAGCAGAUUCGAUUUCUGAUGAAGACUUACUCCUUCAUAAGAGAGUCAGUUCCUCUUAUCAUCAGCAGUCCAGGAAAAGAAGGAGAAAAUCCACGGUUUCCAACUUUAUCCAGUUACUCUUACUUCCUCUUCUGCCCAACGCUUAUCUACAGAGAGUCAUACCCCAGAAAUAACCACAUUCGUUGGAAUUAUGUUGGAGUUACUAUUGUCAAGCUAUUCGUCUGCCUUUUCUACGGCUACUACAUCCUGGAGCGACUGUGUGUUCCAGUGUUCAAACCUGACACAAACCAGAGUUUCAGCAAACGCUCAAUGGUUCUGUGCAUCUUUCACUCGAUAUUUCCAGGAACCAUGCUGCUGCUGCUCUGCUUCUUUGCCUUCCUCCACUGCUGGCUCAACCUUUUUGCCGAGCUCCUGCGUUUUGCUGACAGAAUGUUUUAUAAGGACUGGUGGAACUCUUAUUCUUUUGCAAACUAUUAUCGAACCUGGAACGUGGUGGUCCACGACUUUCUAUAUUACUAUGGAUACAGGGAUUUCCUGUGGCUGUCCAGGAGGAAGUUCAGGACAGCUGCCAUGCUGUCGGUCUUCAUGGUGUCCGCCUUUGUUCACGAAUACGCUCUGGGAAUGGGCUUCGGCUUCUUCUACCCCGUCAUGUUUUUCCUCUUCGCCAUCUUUGGAGUGCUGUUUAACUUCGCCAUGAACGACAAGCGCCAGAGUCCAGUGUGCAACGUGCUGAUGUGGACGUCUCUGUUCCUGGGGCAGGGGGUCCAGGUCUGCCUCUACUGCCAGGAGUGGUACGCACAGAUCAACUGCCCGCCCAAGGGGGACAGUUUUAUGGAGCUGGUGACGCCGCGCUCCUGGUCCUGCACUUACUACAAGUGA
Knipowitschia caucasica is the source of this 1920-nucleotide messenger RNA. NCBI's taxonomy places the organism in Eukaryota, Metazoa, Chordata, Actinopteri, Gobiiformes, Gobiidae. The record is from the annotation of a GenBank genome assembly.